Calidris pugnax (ruff) is the source of this 4561-nucleotide messenger RNA. RefSeq names its product zinc finger protein 423 (gene ZNF423). Bases 192 to 3956 code for a protein of 1254 amino acids. Gene Ontology annotation, molecular function: DNA-binding transcription factor activity, RNA polymerase II-specific; RNA polymerase II transcription regulatory region sequence-specific DNA binding. The record is from RefSeq and is a predicted model, not a curated record. Gene Ontology annotation, cellular component: nucleus. The transcript has 9 exons. Gene Ontology annotation, biological process: regulation of transcription by RNA polymerase II. NCBI's taxonomy places the organism in Eukaryota, Metazoa, Chordata, Aves, Charadriiformes, Scolopacidae.
AGCAAGCCAAGCCCCGCUCGGUGAAAGUUGAAGAGGGUGAAUCUUCAGAUUUUGCUUUGACCUGGGACUCAUCGGUGACUCAAUCAGGUGGCCUGGGAGGAGAGCUGGAGAGCGAAGCGAAGGACAGCCGGGCCCUGGAAGAGAGGAACAGUGUGACGAGCCAGGAAGAGAGAAAUGAGGAAGAUGAAGACAUGGAGGAUGAGUCAAUUUACACCUGCGAUAACUGUCAGCAGGACUUCGAUUCACUGGCAGACCUGACUGAACACAGGGCACACAACUGUCCUGGAGGUUGUCUGUUUCAAACAGCAGCAGAGCUAUAUAUGGAUAUUGCCAGCUUGGAAGCGGCUGAUUUUUCUAAACUACUGUACGAUGGUGAUGACGACCCACAACUCUCCUGGGUGGCUUCAUCUCCCUCCAGCAAAGAUGUUGCAUCACCCACUCAGAUGAUAGGAGAUGGGUGUGAUCUCGGCAUCGGGGAGGAGGAAGGGGGGACCGGCCUGCCGUAUCCCUGUCAGUUUUGUGAUAAGUCCUUCAUUCGCCUGAGCUACCUUAAAAGGCACGAGCAGAUCCACAGUGACAAACUACCUUUCAAAUGCACCUACUGUAGCCGGCUUUUUAAGCACAAGAGAAGUAGGGAUCGCCACAUAAAGCUUCACACGGGGGAUAAAAAGUACCAUUGCCAUGAAUGCGAGGCUGCCUUCUCUCGCAGCGACCACCUCAAAAUUCACCUGAAAACCCACAGCUCCAGCAAACCCUUCAAGUGUACUGUGUGUAAGCGUGGGUUUUCAUCUACCAGCUCAUUGCAGAGUCACAUGCAAGCUCAUAAAAAGAACAAGGAACAUAUGGCAAAGACUGAGAAAGAGGUGAAGAAGGAUGAUUUUAUGUGUGAUUACUGUGAAGAGACAUUCAGUCAGACUGAAGAUUUGGAGAAGCACGUAAUGACACGCCACCCACAGCUUUCCGAGAAGGCAGAUUUGCAGUGUAUUCAUUGCCCUGAAGUAUUUGCAGACGAAAACUCGCUGCUCACACACAUUCAUCAAGCCCAUGCCAACAAAAAACACAAGUGCCCUAUGUGCCCGGAGCAGUUUUCUUCAGUGGAGGAAGUCUAUUGCCACUUGGACAGCCACAGGCAACCUGACUCCAGCAAUCACAGCAUCAGCCCUGACCCGGUCCUGGGGAGCGUGGCGUCCAUGAGCAGCGCAACGCCCGACUCCAGCGCGUCGGUGGAAAGAGGUUCCACCCCAGAUUCCACCUUAAAGCCUUUGAGAGGACAAAAGAAAAUGAGGUCCGUGGACAGAGAGGAAGGCCAGAACUGGUCUAAAGUUACUUACAGCUGCCCGUACUGCUCGAAGCGUGACUUCAACAGCCUUGCUGUUCUGGAGAUCCACCUGAAGACCAUUCACGCAGACAAACCUCAGCAAAGCCACACGUGCCAGAUCUGCCUUGAUUCCAUGCCUACGCUGUACAACUUGAAUGAACACGUGAGAAAGGUGCACAAAAACCAUGCCUAUCCCAUGAUGCAGUUUAGCAACAUUUCCGCCUUUCACUGUAACUACUGCCCGGAGAUGUUUGCAGAUAUUAAUAGCUUACAAGAACACAUCCGUAUUACUCACUGCGGCCCAAAUGCUACCCCUCAAGAUGGCAACAACGCUUUCUUCUGUAACCAGUGCUCCAUGGGCUUUCUGACCGAAGCAACCUUGACUGAGCAUAUUCAGCAGACUCACUGCAAUGUAGGAAAUUCAAAAUUGGAUUCCCCUGUCAUUCAGCCAACACAGUCUUUUAUGGAAGUUUAUUCAUGCCCUUAUUGCACAAACUCCCCCAUUUUUGGCUCCAUCCUGAAGCUUACAAAGCAUAUUAAAGAAAACCACAAGAACAUUCCUCUGGCACACAAUAAGAAGUCAAAAGCAGAGCAGAGUCCGGUUUCUUCUGAUGUUGAAGUCUCUUCCCCUAAAAGGCAACGGCUUUCUGCGAGCGUAAACUCAGUGUCUAAUGGUGAAUACCCAUGUAAUCAGUGUGAUCUAAAGUUCUCAAAUUUUGAAAGUUUUCAAACCCAUUUAAAGUUGCAUUUGGAGUUGCUGUUGAGGAAACAGUCUUGCCCUCAGUGUAAAGAAGACUUUGAUUCCCAGGAGUCUCUUCUGCAACAUCUCACUGUACAUUACAUGACAACUUCAACUCAUUAUGUAUGUGAGAGCUGCGACAAACAGUUUUCUUCGGUGGAUGAUUUGCAGAAGCAUUUGUUGGACAUGCAUACUUUUGUGUUGUAUCACUGCACCCUUUGCCAAGAAGUUUUUGAUUCCAAGGUAUCUAUCCAAGUGCAUCUGGCAGUCAAGCAUAGCAAUGAAAAGAAGAUGUAUCGUUGCACAGCCUGUAACUGGGAUUUUAGGAAGGAGGUGGACCUCCAGAUCCAUGUGAAGCAUAGUCACUUGGGGAAUCCCUCAAAGUCUCACAAAUGCAUCUUCUGCGGUGAGACCUUUAGCACAGAGGUAGAACUGCAGUGCCACAUCACCACUCACAGCAAAAAAUACAACUGCAAAUUUUGUAGCAAAGCUUUUCACGCCAUCAUCUUGCUUGAAAAGCACUUGCGGGAAAAACAUUGUGUUUUUGAUGCUAGCGCUGAAAAUGGUACAGCUAAUGGCAUGACCCCAACAAAUAAGAAGGCAGAAGGGGCAGAUAUCCAGAACAUGUUAAUGAAGAAUCCAGAUACUUCCAACAGUCACGAAGCCAGUGAGGACGAUGUAGAUGCUUCUGAGCCCAUGUAUGGCUGUGACAUCUGUGGGGCAGCCUACACUAUGGAGGUCCUCUUGCAGAACCAUCGUUUGAGAGAUCAUAACAUCAGGCCUGGGGAGGACGAUUGUUCUAGGAAGAAAGCAGAAUUCAUCAAAGGUAGCCACAAGUGUAAUAUCUGCUCAAGGACCUUUUUCUCAGAAAAUGGCCUGAGAGAGCACAUGCAGACCCAUCGAGGCCCGGCUAAGCACUACAUGUGCCCCAUCUGUGGGGAACGCUUCCCAUCUCUCCUGACCCUGACGGAGCACAAAGUCACUCACAGCAAGAGUCUGGAUACAGGGACAUGUCGGAUCUGCAAAAUGCCGCUGCAGAGCGAGGAGGAGUUUAUCGAGCACUGCCAGAUGCAUCCAGAUCUCAGAAACUCCCUCACCGGGUUUCGCUGUGUUGUCUGCAUGCAGACGGUCACCUCUACCCUUGAGCUGAAAAUUCAUGGGACGUUCCAUAUGCAGAAAUUGGCAGGAAACUCUGCAACCUCGUCGCCCAAUGGCCAGGCCUUGCAAAAACUCUACAAGUGUGCGUUGUGCUUGAAGGAGUUCCGGAAUAAGCAGGACUUGGUAAAGUUGGAUGUGAAUGGCCUUCCCUAUGGCCUGUGUGCUGGAUGCAUGACCAGGAGCACCAAUGGACAGUCUUCAGGCUUGGCUCCACAGGAGGUGAAUGAGAGACCGUGUGGCAGUCUGAGGUGUCCAGAGUGUAGUGUCAAAUUUGAAAGUGCUGAAGACCUAGAGAGCCACAUUCAGGUAGACCACCGAGACCUGACGCCCGAGACUAGUGGCCAAAGGAAAGGUACCCAGACGUCCCCCGUUCCCAGAAAAAAGACCUAUCAAUGCAUCAAGUGCCAGAUGACCUUUGAGAAUGAGAGAGAGAUACAAAUCCAUGUCGCUAACCAUAUGAUUGAGGAAGGCAUCAAUCAUGAGUGCAAGCUGUGUAACCAGAUGUUUGACUCUCCGGCAAAGCUCCUGUGUCACCUGAUUGAGCACAGCUUUGAAGGGAUGGGAGGCACAUUCAAAUGCCCGGUUUGUUUCACAGUUUUUGUACAGGCAAACAAACUGCAGCAGCACAUCUUCGCAGUCCACGGGCAGGAAGAUAAAAUUUAUGACUGUUCCCAGUGCCCACAGAAGUUCUUCUUUCAAACAGAGCUUCAGAACCACACAUUGAGCCAGCACGCACAGUGAGCCACUGGCACUACAGGACACCUCUCUGCAGAAGACUUGACGGUGGCACAGUGGGGAGGACCAUUUGAACAUUACAUCCAAUCAAAGUGUCAUUUGCAACCCAGAUGUAAAACUCUAAUGAUUUGGCCAUGAGGCGCUGCUAUUAUAAGCAGCUGGAAAUGAAUAUUAAUGGAAGAGAUUAAAAGUAUUCCAUGCUCAGUAUUUUUUAUUGUCCUGCUUCAGCUAGUGUACUUUAGAGCUUCUGCUUCUGACUGAAUUUAUAGUGUUAGAUAAAUCUGCUUUGAUGCUGUUGCCCUUUGUUGCUUCUUGUAUUAUAUUGAUAGUUAAAGAUUAGGUGUGAUUUUUUUCUUUUUGGUUAACUGCUUUUUAAUUGCAAUUUUAGAUAACUGUGCAUUGUGAUGUGAUUGCUUGGCUAUUGUCUGAAUAUUUCUUUUUAAUUUUUUAAUUAAAGACUAAUGCUUUGAUUGGAUUUGCCAGUUCACCGGACAGUGAUUAAAACUAUGUAAUGAAUAUAAUCGGUUUCAGUGCAACUGGAUGGUCUGCUUUAUAAAUGUGACUUAAUCUGAUUGCAAUAACUAGUACAGUUCAAUAAAGGGAAUACCUGA